CGGGCUGCGUUUUGCGCGGACACGAGAGCCCAUUCAUUUGAAUGGACUCCCGUGCCCCGUGACACGCAGGGAAGAAGUCCCGGCACUUCUUUGGAAAACGCAGCCGAGGUUCUCACCGAGGUUCCCAGUACGGUUGUGUUUUCCAGUGCGGGCGGCGUGCCAUUAGAACUGAUGUCACCCGCCCGCGGGUCCGCAAUUCUCUGUGCGGGUGAUGCGGCUGUACAGAUUUGCGUGCUGAUCCGCAGCGGCACCACCCGCACAGACGUGAACCUA
This is a messenger RNA of Staurois parvus, 273 nucleotides long. The record is from the annotation of a GenBank genome assembly. NCBI's taxonomy places the organism in Eukaryota, Metazoa, Chordata, Amphibia, Anura, Ranidae.